CCAUCUAAGCUUAUCUCGUCCCGGGCCCAGGCAAGACUGUCAGCUGGCCUGCGUUGAACACACAAUGAGGAACUUCACCUUGAUAACAGCUUUACUUCUCUGCAGCCUCAGCUGGAUCUCUGUCUCAGCUUCUGAGUCUCACACUGUGGAGGUCCAGUCUGGUGGAGACGUCACUCUGAUGUGCUCCAACAUUUCCAGCGUUCCAACUCUGACAGAAUGGUUCAGAGUGAUCAACAGAACCAAGCCCAGCUGUGUCUCCUCUAUGUACCCAUAUGAUAGCAAUGCUUCGUUCUGUGGUGGAUUUCAAAAUAGAUUUGAGAUGAGCUCCAACAUCUCUAAUGUCUAUCUUAAAAUCAAGAGAGUGGAUUUAUCUGACUCUGGUUUGUAUUUCUGUGGAUUAUACUUGAAAAAACAUACAGUCAUCGUCGGUGCAACAUAUCUAAAAGUCCAAGGUAACAGUGAAUCUGAUUUUGGAGUGGAUUUAAAUACUGAAAAGGAGUCUGAUGGAAUGACAAACGUCAUGAGUGUGAUCCUGGGUGCUCUGACUUUUCUGACUGUUUUCCUCACUAUAGUCAUCAUUGUUCUGACUGUUAAAAUCAGGAAACUUCAGACAGCUGUGAAUGAAGAACAGCAGCCAGAAAGAAACAAGGAUCUGGGCUCAGAUGAACUGAACUACGCAGCUCUAAAUUUCCAGGCAAAACCCAAAAGAAGCCGCAGGCCUGCAUCAGAGAGAGAGCUGGAGACACAUGUUGUGUAUGCUGCCACCAGAGAGACUCAGGAAACAUCUGGAACUGCAGCUCAGACUGGAACCGAUGCUUCAUUAUGUUAAUCUGCUGAUGUAUUUUUAUGUGUGGACAGUGUGUGGAACUAGCUGUACAAUUGCUAAAAUAGUUCAUCCCUUUAAAUAAACUCCCUUAACUACUUUA
Perca fluviatilis (European perch) is the source of this 926-nucleotide messenger RNA. RefSeq lists its product as uncharacterized. NCBI's taxonomy places the organism in Eukaryota, Metazoa, Chordata, Actinopteri, Perciformes, Percidae. The coding region runs from base 65 to 829 and encodes 254 amino acids. Gene Ontology annotation, biological process: response to bacterium. The record is from RefSeq and is a predicted model, not a curated record. The transcript has 6 exons.